UCUUACAAAACAAACUUUAUAAUUAACAAGAGUAAUAAUCAAUGUUUGAACAAAAACGUGAGCAAAAAGCAGGGGCACAUUUGCAGUUGUAUGUAAAUUCAGAGAAUUCAGAUGAGCGUUUCGACGCUCCACCUCCAACUCAAUUGUUCUCUGCACAGGCAUCCGUCUCGCCAACUGCUCAUGUGAGCCUCAGUCCAAAGGCCGAGGCUCUCGCACAGGCUCAUCGAGGGCGUGUAGAAGCCGAGGCCCAAGCCUACCUCGACUCUGAGAUCAGGAAACUAGAGGCUAGGGCACAAAAACUCCAGGCAAAAGCAGAGAGGAAGAGGAUGCACGAAGAAGCAAAGGCCCUCCAAGUUGGGAAACAAGAACAAGUCCGUGCUGAUCAAACAAUGCAAAAUGCCCAGGUAAAGGCUGAUAAAAUUCUAUCAAAGGCUCGAGAAGAUGCGCUUAGAAUAAAAGCUCAUGCCAGUGAGCAGACAGAGAAGGCCAUUGCAGAUGCAUAUACAAGAGCCGAAAGGUGCAAAGCAGAGGUUGAAGAGACAAAGAAAAAGGCUGUGGCAGAAAUUACUGAACGUGCUCAUUUAAUGAUAGCUAUUGGUGAGCUUCCGUCUGCUCAACAAACAGUGGUUAUAAGAAUGAAGAAUAGUUGGGUAUGCCAUCCUUGAAAAAUCAAAACACAUUAUUAUUAUUAUUAUUCAUUUGACCAUUUGAGAGCAAUAAGAGAGCAAUAGGAGUAAUUUCAACUUUCAGGGAAUGUAUAUAUCUACAGUAGUCUGGAUUCCAUUUAUUUUUAUAGGGUAGUAGUAUUUCGGAGUAUUCUUGCCUUCAAUAUUUAGAAGGAAAUGUAUUGGGCAGUCAACAUUAUAUUUUCUACAGCAAAGUGAAAGCUCUUCAGUAUAUAUCUUUUUUGAAUAAUAAAUAUGCAUAUUGCAAUUUUUUUGGUCU
This is a messenger RNA of Cryptomeria japonica (Japanese cedar), 945 nucleotides long. RefSeq lists its product as uncharacterized. The record is from RefSeq and is a predicted model, not a curated record. The coding region runs from base 42 to 665 and encodes 207 amino acids. The transcript is spliced from 4 exons. Lineage: Eukaryota; Viridiplantae; Streptophyta; Pinopsida; Cupressales; Cupressaceae.